Vollenhovia emeryi is the source of this 3213-nucleotide messenger RNA. It is a transcript of the gene SAK, whose product is annotated as serine/threonine-protein kinase PLK4. Gene Ontology annotation, biological process: protein phosphorylation. Bases 190 to 2556 code for a protein of 788 amino acids. Gene Ontology annotation, molecular function: protein binding; ATP binding; protein kinase activity. The record is from RefSeq and is a predicted model, not a curated record. NCBI's taxonomy places the organism in Eukaryota, Metazoa, Arthropoda, Insecta, Hymenoptera, Formicidae. The transcript is spliced from 11 exons.
UUCCGUUCGUUUCGUGGCGCGUCCCGGGUUCGGCGCGCAUGUCUGUUUUGCGUGCGCGAGACGCGACAGUUUGCAUAUGGCGGGCGGGUAUUAUGCUGUCGGUGUUUACGGUUUCCCGUGCGAUAUCUCGUCCGCGAAUGCCGUCGCCGACGAGUUUCCCGUGAAGCAGGGUCGUCGUCGCGGUGCCCGAUGGUCAUCGACAACCGACGGCGCCUGGACAUGCGCGACGCGAUGCGCUGCCUCGUGCCGGCCUUCUCGGCCGGCUUCGGCGAGCAGAUUGAGGAAUACGAAGUGCUGAAUCUACUGGGCAAGGGCGGCUACGGCAGCGUAUACCGGGCGAGAUGUCUUCGCAGCGGCAUGGAAGUGGCGAUCAAAAUGAUCGACAAGAAAAUGAUGCAAGUCGCUGGGAUGAUGAACAGAGUGAAGCAGGAAGUCACGAUACAUACUCGGUUGAAACAUCCUGUUAUCCUAGAGGUGUAUACGUGCUUCGAGAAUGCACAUUACGUGUACCUGGUUUUAGAAUUGUGCCACAACGGUGAGCUGCAACGCUACCUCAAAGCGCAGGGCACCAAGACUCUAUCCGAGGAACAUGCCGCCUACAUAAUCAAGCAAGUGGUGCAGGGUUUGCUCUAUCUCCAUUCCCACCAAAUACUCCACAGAGAUCUGUCGCUGUCCAAUCUACUCUUGACGAGAAGUAUGCAGGUGAAAAUAGCGGAUUUCGGACUGGCCACGCAGUUGAAUAAGCCGGACGAGAAGCACGUGACCAUGUGCGGCACACCAAAUUAUAUCUCGCCUGAGGUUGCUACGAGGUCCUCGCACGGGCCAGAGGCGGACGUCUGGAGCUUGGGGUGUAUGUUGUACACUCUGUUGGUGGGCAAGCCACCGUUCGAGACCGACGCGAUCAAGAGUACCCUGACUCGGGUGGUGAUGGCUGACUACGAGAUGCCGCUUCAUCUGUCGGACAACGCGAGGGAUCUGAUAGAUAAGCUGCUGAAGAAGAAUCCAAAAGAGAGGAUACGCCUGCGGGACAUUCACAAGCAUCCAUUUAUAACGAGCAUCGAAAAGAGCAGGUUACGCAAUGAAAGAAGCGGCGCGAGCAAAAAUCCAUUCACCGAUGGCAUGAUGGAUUCUGGGCUUGGCAGGACACUCUCGUCGUACGAUCGACCGAAGAUGCGAUCCCGCUCGGAGGAAAGGAUGUCCACGAUACCGAUGAUGCCCAUGGUCAGCGUGAGAAGUGAGCCGUUGUCCGAGCCUGUUGCGAAAAUGCGUACAAACCACCGAGCGAGAUACGCCCAUUGCCGCCCGAAAGAGGACUCGUUGAUAAGCAGUCCGAUACCGCGCGGCAGAGCGUUCUCACAAAGCGAACAGUACGGUGCCUACGACGAUUCCGAGAGACUGAGGGCGGCGGAGAGGCACAAGCCGAGGAAGGAAGUCGUCGCGGAGAACCGUAGCGCAGAAGGAACUGAAAAGAAGUUCGAGACCAAGUUACAAGUGCCGCCCUUGAAUUCCAAUAGAUUGCAACCUACCAGGCACAGAGCGAAGAACGCCAUUCUCACCAUUCUGGAUAACGGGGAAGUGUGCGUCGAGUUCAUCAGGAAACACAGAAACGGCAUGGAAAAGAUAACCGAGGUGUGCAGGGUAUCAGGUGACGGUCUACGAGUCGUUCUCUACAAACCGAGCACGACUACGGAGAUUGGCUCGCAACCUUUACCGUUGCCUAGCCGGGGCGCCGAUAGUAUCUAUUCGUACGAGAAUUUGCCGGCGUGCCACCAUCGGAAGUAUUUGUACGCCUUUCGUUUUGUGAAACUGGUCCAGGCAAAAACCUCCAAGUUGACGCUGUACACUCAGCGCGCCAAGUGUCUGUUCAUGGAAAACGGUCCGCAACCUGAUUGCGAAGUGCAUUUUUAUAAUGGAAUAAAGGUCGUCCGAGAGGAUAGUGUUGUUAGGAUCACCGACAACAGCGCUGCCACGUACGUCGACGGUGCGUUUCCGUCGCAUCUCGAGACCUAUUACGAGCAUUACUCGGAAUGUUACCAGCGUUGCCUGCUACUGGAGUCCACUCUGGCGUCUCUGGAGGCAGCCACCGGGCAUUCCUACUUCCCCGUGAUAAUCGGACGACGGCCCAACACGGCCUUGAGCGAUGCUCCCUACCUUCAGGGGAAAGAAAAUGUCUCGCCCAGCACAAAUGGUUCCCCCGUUUUGCCAUCGUUCGGCACUACCUGCUCCAUGAUAUCGACGGCGACUUCUAGGUCGCGCAAGAUCAACUCUACGCAUAAUUCUUGCCACACUGUGAACAAGGUAGCGGUACCGGGAAUUGGUUUUGCCACGAAAUUGUCGUCCGGCGAUAUUAGGGUUGACUACAAGGACGGAUCCGCCUUGACUGUAAGUCCACAAAAUCACAGUAGCGGCAUCACGUACGAGACUCAGGACGGCAUCGUUGUACGAUAUAACAAGCAUCAUCAGCAGAACUUGGAGAUGCCGGUCCAGGAGAAGCUCCGACAGUUGCCGACGAUUAUCAAGUAUCUCAUAGAACCUAUGCACAAGGGCAUUCGGUAGCUCUGCGCGAAAAAUAUCCGAUAUUUUGUAUAAUACAAGAAAUCAUUCGCUCCACGGACUGUAAGCUUGCUAUAGAUUUAUAAAUUAGCAUAGAUUUAUACAUAGCUUAUACACAAAUAUAGCUUUAUGAAUAUUUUCACGUACGCAAUAGCGAAAUAAAGAAAGUAUAUUCGUAUCUUUAGCACAGUUUGAGUUGCUGUUUUUGUAAAGAGCAAAAAAGAAAAAUGAAAGCUCGUUAAAUAGUAAGGUAAGGGGAACAGUACAUCUUUUAAGUGUCGAUAUUUAUUUUUAUAGAUAAAGGACGAGAGGCAAUUGUUGCUAGUAAUAUAUUUAUUUAAAGAAAAUUUGAGAAAAAAAUUCUUGUAAGAGUGGAAUAAAAUUGCUAAGUUUCCCAUCGUUUUCGCUGUACGUAAAGGAAUAUUCUACGAAAUCCAGUGUCUCCUGUUCCUCAGAAUAACGAAUUGUGCAGGUACAUUUAUUACUUUUACCGAUAUGGAAAUUAUGCAGGUACGUUUAUAUGUCGGUACUCUUACCGAUGCAAAUGAUCGUGUAAAAUGAAAAUAUUAAAAAAUCGCUACGAUCGCUGUCUCGUUCCGCCGAGCAGCAACGAGGGACGAAUAUGCCGAAUAAAUUGAGUGACGAGAGAACAGACGAGUU